This is a messenger RNA of Nerophis ophidion (straightnose pipefish), 3419 nucleotides long. RefSeq names its product tumor necrosis factor receptor superfamily member 5-like. Gene Ontology annotation, cellular component: external side of plasma membrane; membrane. The record is from RefSeq and is a predicted model, not a curated record. The transcript is spliced from 8 exons. Gene Ontology annotation, molecular function: protein binding; transmembrane signaling receptor activity. The coding region runs from base 213 to 893 and encodes 226 amino acids. Lineage: Eukaryota; Metazoa; Chordata; Actinopteri; Syngnathiformes; Syngnathidae. Gene Ontology annotation, biological process: defense response to Gram-positive bacterium; positive regulation of peptidyl-tyrosine phosphorylation; positive regulation of T cell migration.
CUUAAUUUGGUGAAGUAUCGAUACCAUUGCGGCAGUAUCGAUACGAUACCGAUACUCACCAAGUAUACACACUGGUAUCGAUACGCCCAGCCCUAAGUGAAAGUGAAACCUGAUAACGGUAUUACCGACGGCUAACAACAAAAACGAGUAUCUCAGCUGACCGAAUAUGUCAACAUAGGUCCGGAACAUUUCCACGAGUCCAAAGCAGAAAGAUGUUGGGAAAUCCUCAUUUGCUGAUAUUCACGAUUUAUUUCUUGACUGGACAUGCACUGGAGUGCCAUCCAACUGAGUAUCCCAGAAAUGGACAAUGUUGUCCAAUGUGUCUGCCUGGAAGCCACGUUCGGGAUGAUUGCACCAAAAUCAGUGGCACAACAUGCAGGCCCUGCGUGAAAGGAACCUUCACAGACAUACCAACUGGGCACACCACAUGUUUUCAAUGUACAAUGUGCAAUGAAGUUUCAGGUCUCCGGAUAAAGAAGGCGUGUACCAGGAGUUCAGACGCUGAGUGUCAACCACUUGAGGGUUUCUUCUGCGUGGACAUUGGUAAAGGCAGCUGUGAAAAAGCGCAGAAGCAAACAGUCUGUCAACCGGGACAAUACAUCCGCCAAGAAGGAACAGCCUUUUCAGACACGGUGUGCUCAAACUGCAGCGAUCAAACCUUUUCCAACGGAAUUUCCACAACAUGUCAGCCACACACAAAUUGUGAAUCCCAAAAUCUCUGUUUGAUACAACCAGGGACUCCGUCAACUGAUGCCAAAUGCGGAACAAAUGAACGUUAUCGUGGAAAAAUAACGGCUGCAAUUGUUUUCGUUGUAUUUUUUGGCAUAUUCAUCAUCCUAUCGUACAUAUUUAAAAAAUAUAGAUCUCAACCAGGCGAAAGCAAUGAGCUGUGAAAGUCCUGUCAUCAUCGCAGGAAUAAAGUAACAUUAGCACCGCCGAGAACCCCUGUUCCCACGGAGAGAGACAGACCACACUGAGCACAAACUUUCCCAGACAUUUUGGGACGGCGUGGCUCGGUUGGGAGAACGGCAGUGCUAGCAACCGUGGAUCCUGGUUCCAUCCCCGGUUUCUGCCAUCCUAGUCACGUCCGUUAGGUCCUUGAGCAAGACACUUCACCCACAUUGCUCCUGAUGGGCCGUGGUGAGGGCCUUGCAUGGCAGCUGCCGAGUGAUGAGUGUUCUUGUUACGAGGUCGGAAAUCAAGAUGACCACAUCCACAAAAGCUAUCUCGCUUCAUGGUCUACAGCGCUGCUAACAAAGGGAACAGGUGAUUAGAUAACUCGUUCCAGCUGAGGUAUCCAUUCACCUGUUGCCUGCUUCAUGGCCGGCCCCGGCACACACCCCGCCCGCAGGGGAAGCGUGGAACACGCCCCUCUCCACAUGCCUCCACUUCCAGACACAGGCCGGGCACCCGUCCGGCCGCGCCCACUCCCCCCCCCCGAAUAGCGGGGCAAGAGAGGAAGUCGGCCAUGGCCAUCUGCGUCCCCCGGCCUGUGGACGGCCUGGAAGUUGUAGUGUUGUAAUUCGAGAUACCACCGGGUGAUCCGCGCAUUGGCGUCCUUCAUAUGGUAGAGCCACUGGAGAGGUUUGUGAUCCGAGCAGAGACUGAAGGCCCGCCCCAGCAGGUAGUAGCGGAGAGCCCCGACCGCCCACCGGAUGGCGAGGCACUCCCUCUCCACCGUACUGUACCUCGCCUCCAAGUCCGACAAUUUCCGGCUGAUGUAAAGUAUGGGGCAAUCGACGCCCUCCCCCCGCUGGGUCAAAACUGCCCCCAAUCCCCGGCCCGACGCGUCCGCCUGCAGACAGAAAGGGAUGUUAAAAUUUGGCUCACAGAGUGCUUUCUUUACCUCCUCCAACACCUGCUGGCACCGCUCCAUCCACUGGACCAGGUCUGGAGCACCCUUUCCGGUUAGGUCCGUCAGUGGGCUGGUCAGGUCCGCAAACCGGGGAAUAAAUCGACGGUAGUAGCCCGCCAGUCCCACAAACUACCUCACCUCUUUUUUAGUCUUGAGGGGUGGACAGGCCGCAAUCGCCGCCAUCUUGUCAACCUGCGGCUGCAGCCUCCUCCCCAAGUGGUACCCCAGAUACUGUACCUACCUCCGGCCAACCGCGCACUUCGCCGGGUUGGCGGUGAGCCCCGCCCGCCUCAAGGACUCCCCCACCCGCUGCCGGUGAUCUUCCCAGCUGGUAUUCAUUCAAUACAUAGGAUUUUAGCAGGAUCUGCUGACAUGCUAGCAGAGUAGUGGAUUAAAAAAAAAAAGCUUUUAUAAUUGUAAAGGACAAUGUUUUAUCAACUGAUUGCAAUGAUUUAAAUUUGUUUUAACUAUUAAACGAACCAAAAAAUAACUUAUUUUAUCUUUGUGAAAACAUUGGACACAGUGUGUUGUCAAGCUUAUGAGAUGCGAUGCAAGUGUAAGCCACUGACACUAUUGUUCUUUUUUAUUAUUUUUAUAAAUGUCUAAUCUCCCGAAGGAAUCAAUAAGGUACUAUACAUCUAAUGAUAAUGUCAGUGAUGGAUUUUAAUCACUGCUAUGCUGAAAUUAUAAUUCAUAUUGAUACUGUUGUUGAUAAUAUUUAUUUUUGUUUUCAUUACUUUUGGUUUGUUCCGUGUCGUGUUUGUCUCCUCUCAAUUGCUCUGUUUAUUGCAGUUCUGAGUGUUGCUGGGUCAGGUUUGGUUUUGGAAUUGGAUUGCAUUGUUAUGGUAUUGCUGUGUAGUGGUUUAUUGGAUUGAUUAAAAAAUAAAAAAUAAAAAAUAAAAAUAAAAAAAAUAAAAAAAUAAAAAUUGAUUUUUUAAAAAUGAGAAUCGAUUCUGAAUCGCACAACGUAAUAUAUAUAUAUAUAUAUAUAUAUAUAUAUAUAUAUAUAUAUAUAUAUAUAUAUAUAUAUAUAUAUAUAUAUAUAUAUAUAUAUAUAUUUACCCCCUGCAAUAUAAUAUACCAUAGUUAGUAAAACAAAUAAUAAAUACAUACAUAAUCAUUAUCUCAUUGAAACAUAAACAUUUUUCUAGAUGGUCAUCCUAACUAAUCUUUUCCGUACUUUGGGAACAUUUGUAGUUUGAACAGUCUGUUAAACUGAGUCAUAUUAGUGCUGUGUUUUAUUUAUUUUUUUGAUGCAUCCCAUUAUUAAAUUCCACAUACUGAUAUGCUAAAGGUUGUCAGUGUUGUAUGUGCAUACAAAUGUUUUAAAUCACAUUUUCCUCUAAGGUUAUAUUCAUCCUCUUACUGAGAAGAAUUGUUGUACAUUCUUGGGUAGUAAGUUUUAGUCUGUUUUAUACAUAAUUUUAGCUGUUUGCAAAUGCACUAAAUCAUUACAUUUCAAUAUUUGUGAUAAAGAUUUUUGUGUUUUCUCUAUCUCCAGCAUCAUGUAUUAUUCUAACUGAUAUUUUUGUAACACAGCAAGUGAAUAAAGUGUACUUUUGAA